AGGAGGCAGGCGUGGCGCAGCCAAACCUUACGCAGGCUGCCGGCGCAUCAGUGUUAACUUCACAGACUUCAGGACGUCUCUACUCAGCAACAAGGUGGCUGACAACAACUUUGUAACGAAUUUCCCACCACGAGAUAUCUUGGCCUGGAGCACACUCGUUCUCUCUUCAGGAAUACUCAUCCAACUUCUGUGUGCAGGUGGUGUUUUCUACAACAGCAGCAUGCAGCCAGGAGUUUCAAACAAAAGCCAGCUGUUAGAUUCUCUGACAGAUUAUCUGAACAACAAGGACAGACUACAACCCAUCAUUGGAUUGGGUAGCAUAAUAGAAUGUGUAAAAGCGGGUGCACAGACCAGAGAGCCAUUUUACUUGUGUGAGGUGUGCAUCCGUCAGCUUAACAAAGCUGACAUGCGGAACCACAUAUUAGGAAGUCUCCACAGAUUCAACUACAUUAAAGCCUGGCACCCACACUUACUGUCUGAAUGGCAGGAGAGCUCUGACCUGUCGAAGCUGGCCUGGCCACUGAUGGAGAAGGCCAAACUGCUCGAGAGGAAAGAGGGACCAGGAGAUGUCCAGUUAUUAGAGGUUGAAGAUGCUGUAUACCAGAGGAUGGCAACACACAGUGAAAAUGACGCAGUAGCUCUGAUAAAUUCCUUAAGGAAUGGACAGGGUAAGCCUGAGACUACAUCUUUGCACUAUCCCGUCCAGUCGCAGAGGAUAGUGUUGCUUGCACAGACCAAACAGAGAACAUCCGACAAACCCCUCAAGGCUGACGUGAAAUCACACAAGACCACACAGUCGGCACACAGCUCUCUGCCCGUUAGCCAAGAAAACCCCUCUGCCAAGUCCGAUGUCUGGGUGAAAGACGCCUCAACGUCACAGUUUGACAAUACUCAGACAUCGCCUGAGCCCUCGAUGGUAUUGGAGAAAAGCAGCAACUUUCUUGAUGACUUCCCCAGAACUAAGCCGCUUAUAGGCCUUUCCUGUGUGGUCGAGUAUAGAAGUGAGGAUGGCGGCUCGUACUGUUUCUUAUGCCACUGCUGCCGCAUCAAAUCAGACAAAAAGGACGUCAUCGAUCACCUAAGCAGCUCCUCCCAUCUCGUCAACUACUUGAUGGAAACUCAUCCAGAGCAGGUGGAGGGAAUGACUGCAGAUAUCAAAGACAACCAUCAGCUUGUCCAUUCACUGGCCGAGAAAGUGGAGCAAAAAGAGGGCAGAGGAGAGAUGAAGGUAGUAAAUGCACCAGAAUCCUUCUGUAUGCAACUCACUGGCAAAAGUUACCACUGGUGUGUAAAGGCUCUGACUAGUGGCUGGACGCAUACUAACAUCAGAAAAAAGACAAUAGGUGUCACAGGGUCGAGUGUGAAUGAGACGUCAGCUCGAGCUGUGCCACAGAAAUGCCAUGCAGCGCAGCCAAAAUGUGCAAAAAGACGGACAACAAAGAGGAAGAUGAAAAAGAUGAGGAAGAUGCCCGAUACUGUGUUCAAUGUAAGCCUGCCUCUUUCCAAAGGUUCAGUUCUGCUGAAGAGGUCGUGUUUCAGCAUGGACAGCCUCCCUGUGUGUUGUGCAUCACCUUCACCUGACGAGGACCUCGUUCUCUGGCCAGAGUCUCAGACAACGGGCUGUGAGCUGGACUGUGACACUGGAUCAUUUGAGGUUAACAAUGCAGGUUGCCACACAAUGUGCAAAAGCUCCCACCUACAGCAAGACCACUACAGUGGAGAUGCAAAUGCUGGUCAAUACGUACCGGAAAGACGCUUCUCCGGCACUCUGUUUCAAGAUGCGGGAGGAUAUGUCACUGAUGGUGUGUACGCCUUCCAGUCGGAGGACGUAACUGGGACGAAAGACAAUGAGAUGUAUGGGGAAAGGAAAUACAGCAGACAGCAUGGUUCUCAAUAUAUUUCACGUCAGACGUUCUUUAAAAAGUCGAGAAAUGAAUACCGAUGGACAGAAAACGAAGAACUGUUGCCUACUGUGUCCCACACUAUGACCUGGCCACCUUAUCGCUCUUCCUACCAGCAUGAGGAGAGAGGUACUGAGCAGUGGCACAAUCCAGCUUCACAGAGUAAAGCUGGAACAAGAGUGGAAGGCUCACGAGAAGAGAGCCACAAUGACAUGAGCUUUAAUGCUCUUCAACAUUAUUACCAGCAGCACCAGUACAUGGCAGUAGACACGAGUCAUCAGUACAACACAGCCGCUCCGACAGGCAGCGUGGGGCAUCACAAUGUGUCAGGUGAACUGGUCGCUUAUCCAAAUGCUGCCAAGACAAACAUGCAAACUCCUGUAGGAGAUUCUCUGGCAUACAGUGGCAGCAUUCCAUCAGCGUCUGGAGGACAGUUUCCUGAGAGUAAACUGAGACCAUCACAGACAUACAUGGGGUUCACCACUGAGCAUGUCCAGGCAGCUGCACAGAGUUAUGGGUCGCAGUCUACUGCCUAUCCAGCCUAUCAAAGCAUCCAAGUGCACCAGGGGUUGAUGUCUAACCCCAACCACAAUACUGGACCUUGGACAAACCCUGACCAGCACUUUGUUUAUCCUGCCAGCAACAAUGGUGGUGGUGGUGGGGUCCAAUGCUAUCAUCCAACCUGGCCAAGCUCUGUGUCAUGGGGCUCUCUCAGAUCUUAAUUGCAGAGCUUUGUGUAGAUGGAAAAGCUCCAUUUAUGAAUGCAUAUUCCAAUUUUCAUUUUUGGAAUAUAUUGCCAUACUUCAUUGAGACUUAAUUUCUGCUCAAAGAAUUGAUAUUCCCAUGGAAUUUAGUCACACUUAGGUGUUCAGGUGUGGGAUGCAAUUGCACUGGAGCAUGUUUUACACGUGGCUAUGUAUUUAGUUUCUAUCACAAAUGGGAGUCUGCUAGUGGAGGGCUGUUUUUGCAUCGUCUGAGAUCAGUAUUCAGCUUCCUCCUCUUUGAGUUUCAGCAGUGUUUUAUAACAUUCCACAUCCUUUAUGUGUAACUGACAGCGACUUUGCAAAAUAAGUCGGCUAUAAUCUAAAAACGAUUAGAUUUUGGUCCAGUAAAUGAACAUGAACAGUGAAACAUCUCCUUAGAUGUGCUUGAAAAUGUAGAGUCAGAAGGGACUGUUCAGCAGUUGCAUGAUGUGGUUGCAUAAGAACAAAUCCUUCACUGAUUUUGAAUUUAAAAUGUCUCCAUAGGUUAAAUUUAUAGUAGGGAGUUAGUAAACUGGAAUGGAGAAUUUGGGAAUUUAAGGGCAAAAGUGGAAUUUAUUCACGUUUCUUCCAUUUUUAAGUAAGUGUAAGAAAUAUUGUUAUUAUUGAGCUCAUUUGUGUUUACCAUCAGACAGUAUAUAUUACAGCUACAAUUGUAAUAUAUUGCACUGCACGCUGUCUGUUCUUUUGUUUGGUGUUAUAUAAAUUGUAUUAGUUUGAUGCCAUAUGCUGUGGAUUACCCCUGGAGGUUCCUUCAAAUCAGUUAACUGGCUUUUUCUUUAAGUGUAUGUUGUUGCUGUAAAAAAAAAAAAAAAAACUGACCUUAUGUCAUUCCAGACUGCUCAUGCUUGAAUUAUAGUGUUUACAGAACUGAUUUAAUAUACCAUGAACUCAAAUAAUAUGAGCUUGUUUCUUCUUUAUUUGGAAUUCAAAUGUCAUUAAAUACAGAUAGUUGAUGUUUUUUUUUUUUGUUUGUUGUUUUUUUUCCCAUUUUGAGGAGUGGGCCUUUAUUUAAAUGUAAAUUCCCACUGUUGUGGUUCACAAUAAAUUAGUUUAUGUUGGUCUUUUCA
Molecule: messenger RNA, 3732 nt
Organism: Stegastes partitus (bicolor damselfish)
Lineage: Eukaryota; Metazoa; Chordata; Actinopteri; Pomacentridae
Exons: 12
Coding region: 221-2623 (800 amino acids)
Source: RefSeq, a predicted model, not a curated record